AUGGGCUCUAAGUACCCACGGUCUGUGAGGGGCUGCCUGCCCCUGUGGGCCUUAACACUGGAGGCAGCUCUCAUUCUUGUCUUCUUCUUUUUCACGAAAUAUGAUUCCUCAAAGGAUCAGAAGGAGCUCAUGGGGACCUAUGGAGCCAUCUUCCAAGAUGUUACCGUCAUGGCGGUCCUCGGCUUGGGCUUCCUCACCUCAUCUUUGUGGAAACAAGGCUGGAGCAGCGUGGCCUUCAAUCUCUUCAUGCUGGCCCUUGGGGUGCAGUGGGCAGUGCUGCUGAAUGGCUUCCUGGACCAGUCCUUCUCAGAGGUUGUGAUCAUCACACUGCCCAGGAUUCAAAAGGCCACCAUGAGUGCUAUGUCUCCACUGAUCUCAGUGGGUGCUGUCCUGGGGAAAACCAACCUGGUGCAGCUGGUGUUGAUGACGCUGAUAGAGGUGACAGUCUUUGACACCAUGAGGAUGUUCAGCAAAAAAUUCCUCCAUAUGCCUGACGACAUAAAUAUGAUGUACAUCCACGUGUUCGCGGCCUAUUUUGGGCUGAUUGUGGCCUGGUGCCUCUCAAGGCCUCUGCCCAAGGAAGCGAAGAAGAAAGAUCAGAUAGCAACAAGCCCCAGUUUGUUUGCCAUGCUGGGCACCCUCUUCCUGUGGAUGUUCUGGCCAAGUUUCAACUCUGCUCUGCUGACCUCACCACAUGAGAGGAAGAUUGCCGUGUUCAACACCUACUAUGCUAUUGCGGUCAGCGCAGUGACAGCCAUCUCCGUGUCAGCCUUGGCUCAUCCCCAAGGGAAGAUCAACAUGGCUCAUAUCCACAAUGCAGUACUGGCAGGAGGUGUGGCUAUAGGCGCCCCGAAUCACCAGAUCAGUUCUCCUUGGUCUGCCAUGGUGCUGGGCCUUAUGGCUGGGCUGAUCUCCAUCGGUGGAGCCAAAUGCCUGCCGGUGUGUUUUAACCGUGUGCUGGGGAUCCAUGAUACCUGCGGCGUGCAUUACACCUUUGGCUUGCCGGGUCUGCUCGGAGGGAUCACCAACAUCGCGUUGAAAGCGCAUCAGGCAAACUGGAACAGGGAUCCCAUGAAUUCCUUCGAGGUGCUCAUUGACGCUGGGGCACUCAGCUUGUUCGUGGCUGUGGGUCUGGCAUCUGGUCUCCUGACAGGUUUGCUCUUAAAACUCAAAAUAUGGAGAGCGGUACCUCCUGUGGGAAAAUAUUUCCAUGACCAAGCUUUCUGGGAGUUUCCUCAUUUGGCUGUUGGAUUCUAAGCAAAAGCAUCCAAGAAAAACACGGCCUAUUCCAAAACAAGAGAGCUUCCUUUCACUGCUGCCCAUCUAGGUUUUGCAUGCG
Molecule: messenger RNA, 1339 nt
Organism: Hipposideros armiger (great roundleaf bat)
Lineage: Eukaryota; Metazoa; Chordata; Mammalia; Chiroptera; Hipposideridae
Gene: RHCE
Product: Rh blood group CcEe antigens
Exons: 10
Coding region: 1-1257 (418 amino acids)
Biological process (GO): ammonium homeostasis; ammonium transmembrane transport
Cellular component (GO): plasma membrane
Molecular function (GO): ammonium channel activity
Source: RefSeq, a predicted model, not a curated record